Linum trigynum is the source of this 2420-nucleotide messenger RNA. NCBI's taxonomy places the organism in Eukaryota, Viridiplantae, Streptophyta, Magnoliopsida, Malpighiales, Linaceae. The record is from the annotation of a GenBank genome assembly.
GGACGAGUUCAAAUAGAAGCAAUCACGCAACACAAGCACACCCCCUUCUAGAGCUGACUUCAUGUAUGACAAUUAAGGAGUCGUUUGUUACCCCGUUUAAUUCGUAACAAUUAAUAAAAAUCGACAGAACCUUGUCCCGAGAUUAGCAAAGAAAAACUUUGGUAACGCCCGACGCGACACACACUCACUGAUCCCCAAUUCUGCCCUCUUCUCUCCUCAAUCUAGGUUUUCCACCAUCCUUGUUUUUAAUUCAUUCAGUUCGGUCUCGAUCUGAUCGUUGUCAGGGAUGGAUCCCAAUCCUCUUCAGCCGAGCUCCGACUCCGACAAGUCGGCCGGGCUAAGUUGCUCCGAUUCGCUUCCUCCAUCUGGCCCCUCCUCCUCCUCCGAUCCUAAGCAACGGAAGCUUGAAGAGGACGUAAAGGUUGGCAUCAGCAACACGGAGGAGGAAAGCGACGACGAGGAAGACAGCAGUGACGAGAUCGACGACGACGACGACGAAGAAGACGAUGCGAUGGAGGUCAAGCAGUGGAUUCCUAAGGUACAGACCCUCAUCAAUCGCAUUCCGGAAGACGAUGAAGGCCUGCAACGCUCAAUUUAGUUAUCCUCCUCAUAGGAUAUAGUGUGAGUAUAUACUCACAGGGCCGGAUGGCCACCCACGUCGCCGAGCCGAGAUCAGACGGUGGAGGAAGGUUGGCGUCAACUUGUGAGGGGAGGAGAGCAGAGUCCAUCGGCUGGACCAAGCCCAGACACUCUGGGACAAAAAAGUGGGGUCCACUUGGUCCACAAAUUCAAAAAACACAAUUGAUUUUAUCUAUUUAAACCCCUCCCUCCUCUCUUUGAUAUUUCUCUGUCCGUUCACUUUCACUCUCUCUCCAAAAUUCAAAAACACUUUCUCUCCCCUUCCUUUCCCAAUACCGACGACGGCGACGACGACAUUCAAGGCAUCGGCGACUGUGGCUUUCACGGCAGCGGCGAACUUUCAAGGCUGCAACGAUGACGAUUUUGACGGCACCACUGUGGUGAAGGCGGAUUCGACUACUGUAGCAGUCGCUGAACAAAGAAAAAUAAGGCGACUGACGCCGUUGAGGUAGACGUCUUCUUCUUCCCCUUCUCCUUCCGUUGGAUUGCAUAUAUUUGAUCUUGGGUUUCAUGGAUUCGACUAGAUCUUGGUUUUUCUUUUACUUCAAUUUUUUAAUGGGUUUUUAUGGAUUUUAUGGAUUUUUUUUCUGAUUUCAUGGAAACCGCUGGAUCUGGAUUUUUUUCUUCGAUUUUUUAAUGCGUUUUUAUGGAUUUUAUGGAUUUGUUUUCUAAUUUCAUGGAAACCACUGGAUCUAGAUUCUUUCUUUUGCUUUGUUAUUUUGGAUGAGUUUCUGGAUUUGUUUUCUGUGGCAUGGGAUGCUAGUUGUUUUGUGGAUUUGGGAUAUUAGUAUAAACUCGCCUGGAUAGUUUUCUGUUGUAUUUGGAUGUCAAUUCAUUGAUAUUAGUUUGAUGAGUAGUGAUAUUAGUUGUAUACUUUCAUGGAUAUUGUUUUGAUGUAUUUGGAUAUCACCUCAUUGAUAUUAGUUGUCAUCUUUAAGGAUAUCAGUUGUAUGAUAGACUGAGUUUUUGUUUGACGAAUGUGGAUAUGACUUCAUUGAUAUUACUUUUGAAUGUUAUGGAUAUAGUUAAUGUGAAGUCCAGAUAUUAGUUAGCUUAUGUCAGGAUAUUUUCUGUGCAGGGAAAUCAAAAUGGCAAGAACUAAAGGAACUGCAAAGAGGUAGCGAGUAGAAGGCAAAUCCUCGAGACCUAACCGUGGCAAACAACCACAGGAAAAUGAGUCAGAGGAAUAUGAGGACCAAGAAAUUGAAUAACAUUUUUUUUAAUAAUGGAUGGUUGUUCUUUAUGUUCUGGAUUGUAGUUCUUUUGAUGAUGAAUAUUGUAAUGAAAGCACAGGUUAAGUAGAUAGUAGUCAGGGCUGUCUGGAUAAUAGUAGCUUCAUGCAUAGAUAUUACUCUGGGCUUUCUGAAUAAUAGUUGUUGAAUGACAAGAUACUAGUCUGGUAUAUAGGGAUAAUAGUUGCUACAUGAGCAUAUAAUACUUUGAUAUAUCAGGAUAAUAUUUCCUUCAUUAAUAGAUAUUGCUUUGGGCUUUCUGGAUUGGAAUGACAUUAAUACUAGUUGUAUCGCGGUUUGUCGAAAAACGAUUUUGUUUUAUAUGGAUUUGUUUAAACUCAAUAUCAACACAAACAAACAUAGAUAAACAUUCACACAAAAUAAAUAUCCAAACCACUCACACUAAUAUCAGUUCAGCAGAACAAAUAUCCACACCACCCAGACUAAUAUCACACCGUCUAAUAUCAAUAUUCAGUCAGUCUAUAAUUAAUAUCCUCAACAUCAUAGACUAAUACCACUACAUCAAACUAAUACAUGACCAUCGCGAAU